AGGCUAGCAUAAAAAAUCAGAAAAAUAAACCUGGAACAAUGGCGGACGAUACCACAACCAACAGCAUCGGAGAAAUCGAAGAAGAAACCCCUUUAAUAUCGACCCAGACCCCAGACCCGAGUCCGUUAAGAACUCGAUCUGUAAGCACGAAGGUGCCCGAGGCGGAGGUGCACGUAUAUCGGCAAGGGAAGGGCCCGAUCGAGGUGUUUAAGACUGACCUCGGCGGGUGGGACCAGGAUCAGCUGGAGAUCCGAGAUAUUCUCAACAAAUAUGGGUUCAAGAUGGCUUACGCGUUCAAUCCUGGGUCGGGCCGAGGCAUGCCCAUCCGGUUCAACCCCCGUAAUGGCCGAUCCUUGAUCACUUACAGUGACGGUGCGGUUGUUCACAUUGACGGCGAGCCCAAGGAUUCUCUUCUCAAGCCUAUUACGAAGAUAUUGUUAGGCGUAGCCGUAAUGACCUUCAUGAUUAUAUUGGUUAUGAAGGAGACUCCGGAAUGGAUGAAAAAACUCAACUUCUCGGGAGGUAGCUUCCCUCCAUGGAUCCUGGCAUGUGUGGUAAUUGUUUUCACUCGAAUGAGGAAGAGAACUAGGAGUUUUCUGGAGAAACAUCUUCGAUGAGCCUUUAACUCGAAUUUAUGUAAAACUUUUCCAACUUCUCAAGAUUUUAAUUUGCUAUGAUCUUUUUGUUGGUGUAACUCAUCAAUUACAAGUGAGAUUUUAUGCUUAUCGAAUGAUUUUGUUGGUGUUUUUGGCUUCCA
Molecule: messenger RNA, 757 nt
Organism: Olea europaea var. sylvestris
Lineage: Eukaryota; Viridiplantae; Streptophyta; Magnoliopsida; Lamiales; Oleaceae
Exons: 2
Coding region: 39-617 (192 amino acids)
Source: RefSeq, a predicted model, not a curated record